ACAAUGAGAGUAGAAGAAGUGUAUAUACGGCAGCGGCAGCGGCAGCAGCAGCAGCAGCAGCAGGCAGUGAGAGCGGCCGGCGCUGGACAGACGGGGAUGGGGAGUCCCCUCAACGCUGCUCCCGGUGCAGCUCGCCGCUCCUGGUGGGGAUAGCUAUGCAAGACAACGGACCGCUGCACUCUUCCGUUCUAUAUUUCCUAACCGGCUAGAUAGUCUUUCCAUCUCUAACUUGUCUUUUCAUGUGUAUUAAAUGCCUCGGAUUGCUUCACAGAUGAAUUCAACCAGUGUUCUGAAUUUUUUCCCACAUAAGCCAACGAUGGCACUGGACAUAGCCAUGAAGUUUUACCUGCAUUCACAAGCCCUGAAACGAGAUCACUUGGAGUGCAGGAUUGCUUCGAAGACCAACAAGCCGCUGAGACCAUGCAUCCAGCCAAAUGACAAAACCUUGCUAACUGAGAUUAACCACAAAAAGAAUAAAGUGAAAAAACGAGUUUCCUUUGCAGAUAGUCAAGGUCUAGCUCUUACUAUGGUAAAAGUGUUUUCAGAACUGGAUGACCCCCUUGAAAUUCCAUUCAACAUUACGGAGUUGAUAGACAACAUAGUUAACCUUACUACGUUAGAGAAAGUACAUCUGGUUUUGGACUUUGUCCAACCUGCUGCAGAUUAUUUGGAUUUCAGGAACCGCUUACAGGCAGACGGGGUCUGUCUUGAAAAUUGUAUGCUCAAAGAGCGGUCUCUAGUUGGCACUGUAAAGGUCAAGAAUCUGUCCUUCCAGAAAAGUGUGAAGAUAAGAAUGACUUGCAAUUCCUGGCAAACUUUUACGGACUAUGAAUGCCAGUAUGUGAAAGACACUUAUGCUGGGUCUGAUAGGGACACUUUCUCUUUUGACAUUAUUCUACCAGAUGACAUUCAGUUCCAAGAGAGGAUAGAAUUUGCUGUUUCUUUUGAAUGUGACGGGAAAACCUACUGGGACAGUAAUAAAGGACAAAACUAUAGAAUAAUUCGGUCUGAUUUUCGGAGCCAUCACUGCAAACCUGACUAUAGCCUUUCUCUUGACCAGUUUGGGAGUCCCAGGUGCUCCUUUGGUAUAUUUCCAGAGUGGUCCAGCUACUCAGGGUUUGAAAAACAGGGACCAUACUACUAAUGUACCCUUAACAUAGAAAAACUGAACUCUAGGCAGUGGCGGUGCCAACCCCAACGGUUUGGGCUGUGAAAGUGUCCUUGUUGGGACUGACAGGUGUUGUAUGGCUUUCAGAACCUACAAAUCAUUUUAUGAUCCAGUGUAUUGAUGACAGUGGUAUCCUUAUGCAAGUCCAAAGUAGUACCUUUUGUUUUUGUUUUGUUUUUCCCUCAAAGUUUUGGUAUAGAAGUUGGGGAGAUGCUGCUAAUUUGUUUUUCCUAAUGCUGCUACACUUGUACUCCUAGAAGCUAAACACACCCUUUUCAUGACUCUUUAACUUCCACUGGAAUGUCUGAUGGAUAUUGGUGCACUAAGGGUGGCUUGCUCUAGCUUAGUUUCUAUGUAGGUAAUGACAACUAUAUGCAAGUCUUUUAUACGUUAUCCUUCCAAUUCUUCUCAGGUAAAGUGUUUUUAUUAAAGCUUGUUUUUAAUCUAUGCACUGCCCCAUCUUAUGCACAUACACCACACGUUGAGUAGAUGAGUGAUGCUGGCACAAUAAUCCUAUACACUUAGGUUUAUGUUUGUUUCAAUGGAUUUAGUGUAGGGUCCUUAUUUGGACUUACUGAAAAAUGUCUAUAGAAUGUGGUGGUAAUUCACCCCCCCCCACCUUGUUGAUUUAUUGUCUUAUGUUGCACAUGAAUGCUAGCCUUUGUCUGGCCACUUGGAUGCAGCAACUGUGCCUUUUAAUUGUACAUGGUAAACAUUUCACUACUCACAUCAGUUCUUCUGUGUUUUUUGUUGAUCUUGCAUAGGGCUUCCUGUACGUAAUUCUCUCCUAGAGAAAUAGUUUGUAUUUUAUUUGGUGGAUGCUGGUAUCCACACAAUUUAAAACUUGGUGAUAUAAACACUAUUAAUGCAUAAAAACUGCUGUUCCGCCAUUUAGUUUAGUAAAAGUUAGACAUGUGCAAUUUCUUUUGACCAUUGUCGUGCUUACUAAAUCUGGAAGAUGAUUACAGUGGUAGGACUUGUUAAGAUUUGUUUAUGUUGUAAUUGUUCUAAAUAUAAAGAAACAAAAAAUGCAAGAAUACCCUUUAGCGGGUCAAGUAGCUUAUUGCAUAAAAUCCAGAGAACUUGCUAUUUUGCUUCAACAAAAACCCCUGCGGCCCCCACCCCCCCACGGGCUAGAGAUCUAAAACAGGAAUUACUUUGUUUUGGCAUUUUUAAGGUUGCCUAUUUCUUGCAACAAGCUUUUUUUAAGUGUGUUCUCAAUAUACAUUAUUCACAAAACUUUUUUUUUAUAAUGAACACACAGUUUGUUACAUUUUUGGAGACCUGUAUAAAAAAUGUUUUCAGAAGAAACUUUGCUCUACAGUAUCAAUGUGGGUAUGGCAAACUUGUUCAUUUUUAUUUUUUUUCUUUAACAUACCUCGACCGUAGAUCUUCAAUUUAUGGCCCUCCAGCUUCUGCGGAACUACACAUCCCUGCAUGCCCUGCUUUUGUUAAGGCAUGCUAAAAGGGAGGCAGUGCAUGCUGGGAUGUGUAGUUGGUCUACAGCAGCUGGAGGGCUGCAGAUUGAAGACCUAUGCUUCUCUUGCAUCAUUUGCAUGAUAUGUUUUCGAGCGCAGCAGGGCUUAGCUGACUUAGCCUUUCUCCAGAAUAGGAAUUUGUGAGGAUGUCUAAUCCUGUGGCUGUAUGCAAAGAUGUGUGAUUCUGUUUUGUAACUAGAAGUGCCUUGUACAAUUGUGGUUUCUUUUUAUAUUCGGCAUGUGGUUGUUUUUUGUUUUGUUUUUUUCUUUAAAGAAAAUAAUUGUACACAAGUCAUUGGGGACAAAAAUAUGCACUUUAUAAUCACGAGUGAAAUUUAGAUUGGUCUUUUUAUAGAAGUUUUUAAAGUGAAAUGUAAUAAUAAAGGUGAAGCAUUUGAAGAAA
Messenger RNA from Pseudophryne corroboree (corroboree frog), 3049 nucleotides. It is a transcript of the gene PPP1R3B, whose product is annotated as protein phosphatase 1 regulatory subunit 3B. NCBI's taxonomy places the organism in Eukaryota, Metazoa, Chordata, Amphibia, Anura, Myobatrachidae. The record is from RefSeq and is a predicted model, not a curated record. Gene Ontology annotation, molecular function: protein phosphatase 1 binding; glycogen binding. The coding region runs from base 251 to 1144 and encodes 297 amino acids. The transcript is spliced from 3 exons. Gene Ontology annotation, biological process: regulation of glycogen biosynthetic process. Gene Ontology annotation, cellular component: protein phosphatase type 1 complex.